AUGUCUUCCAGCAAUGACUCCAUUCUCCCAGUCGACAACAGUCGGAAAGGCGGCCGCGAGCGUCGACCUUUAGGAAAGACAUUUCGGUGCCAUUUUCAGAAGAAUUUUAUGAAAUACAUUGUUGGCCUCUUAAUUUUUAGUCUCGUCGGCGAAUCCGUCUACAUCUACCGCCUCGAUAUGGGAUUGACCCGCAUACCCAACGAUCCGUAUGACUUGUGGUUUGGACAAGACAUUAGCCACAAUAGCCCAGGAAUCUGGGACGCCGACCGUCAGUCCUUUCUCCGUCAUGCUCGUCCUGUGCCAAUCCACUCGCACAAUGACUACGAGCGCCGAAUUCCUCUCUUCGAAGCACUUGGCUCUGGAUGCAUUAGUGUUGAAGCCGAUGUCCAUUUACGCGGCUCUAAUCUUCUCGUCGGACAUUCAAAAUCCAGUCUCAGUGAUGAUAAGACCCUUCAGUCGCUCUACCUGGAACCCCUACAACGCAUAUUGGAAGCACAAAACGCUCAACUGACAGAUGGGGCUUGGCGCGGCGUCUUCAACCACGUCCCGGAGCAAACGUUGAUCCUCCUCAUCGACCUCAAGACUUCAGGGAAAGAGGCAUUUGCUGAGGUAGAUGCACAAUUGCAGCCAUUGAGAGAUCUCGACUACCUGACCUACUGGGAUGGUAAAGAGAGAAUCAUGAGGCCUUUGACAGUUGUGGCAAGCGGGAAUGCACCUUUUAGCUCUGUGCUUGCCAUGAAUGCAACGCACAGAGACAUCUUCUGGGACGCCAAGCUUGAGCAACUAGUAUCUAUCGAAGAUGAUUUUACGACGGAUCCCCCCAAGUACAAAUACAACGUCUCAAACUCAUAUUUGGCAUCGACCAGAUUCCAAAACGCCAUCCUGUUUAGAUACGCAAAUAAUUCCGAACUACACGGGGAGACGGCGUGGGAAAAAGACAUUACGUCAACGCAGAUUGAACAAGCAGAAUCCCGUGGUCUACUGGCCCGAUACUGGGAUACGCCUUCCAGCCCUCCAAACGUUCGAGAGAUUGCGUGGAGAGUCUUGGUUGAUAACAAGAUUGGGCUCUUGAAUAUGGACGACUUGGGCAUUGUAAGAGCAAGGGCAAAGGGUUGGGGUGAGUUGCAGAAUGACUUGCGUUGA
Molecule: messenger RNA, 1143 nt
Organism: Fusarium falciforme
Lineage: Eukaryota; Fungi; Ascomycota; Sordariomycetes; Hypocreales; Nectriaceae
Exons: 2
Coding region: 1-1143 (380 amino acids)
Biological process (GO): lipid metabolic process
Molecular function (GO): phosphoric diester hydrolase activity
Source: RefSeq, a predicted model, not a curated record